This is a messenger RNA of Coregonus sp. 'balchen', 1832 nucleotides long. The record is from the annotation of a GenBank genome assembly. NCBI's taxonomy places the organism in Eukaryota, Metazoa, Chordata, Actinopteri, Salmoniformes, Salmonidae.
AUGUCGUUUAAAAGAGAGGGCAAUGAUCAGAGUCAAUUGAAUAUCCUCAAGGUAAGCCAUCUUACUAUUUGUUGCUUACACAGAAAUCAAUCAGCUUGUGACAACACAUAACUGCUACUAACGUUAGCUAGCUCGGGCACGUUUGGUAUUUGAACUAUUAGCUAGCUAACUCAAUAUUUAGCUAGUUAGUUAGCUAAUUUAUUAUUUUCCAGAAACGGCGUGUUGCAGAUCUCCUGUCCAAUUUCAUUCCAGAGGAUGAGGCAGCCUUGAUGAAAAAUGGAAGGUGAAGUACCGGCAUCAUUGCUUCAACUGGAAAGAAUCCUUACCCAGAUCUUACUGUUGUUUUUAUUUGGCAGAGCAAGCACUUCUCAUGAGCAUCUGUAUUUUUCCUAAUUCCCUUUCAGAUACACCUGCCUUGUGUGUUCAUACCGCCCUGUUUUUGAUACAGUUGACAUGCUGACAGUACACAGAAAGGGGAAAAGACAUCUCGAAGGUGGUACAUAUGAAUGAUCAAUUAUUUUCCCUAGCUGGAAGCUAUAUCAAAACCAUCUGUGAAGGCUGAAUAUGCCUACACUAAUCCUUUCUUUGCCAGGGAUGAAGUGGUUUUAUGGAAAGAAAACUCAACUGAAAAAUGAGAUAUCUAAACGACAACAUGAAAACUAUAUUCAAGCUGAAGAUAGCUAGUUAUAUAGCUUUACCUGGCGGCUAAGUUAUUCAGUGAAAUAUAUUGUCUUUGUAAACCUGAGGCUUUAGACUGUAGUGUAAACUAGUGUUUACUAUGCGUCAUGUUUUUUUUUGUUUUCACCAUAGGAGCCCUCUAGUUCUGCCCCCCUGUUGACACAGACACGUAAACUCACCCACCAUGCCUUACUGAAGACUGUGCCAUACAACAGUUGUCACAAAAACACAAGGUACUCUAUGCUGAAAGUUAUAUGUUAAUGAGAGCUGUUGUGAGUAGUACCAUGCACAUUAUUACAAUCACAUUUUCAUAGACUCUUUUGAAAUGUAUUUCCAGUACAAAGUCUGAAAAAGGGUCAACUAGUUCCAUUCCAGACUGUGACAUUAGCCCCUCCAGCACAAGAAUAUCAUCACCACAUCAAACAUCAGUGGAGACGAUAAGAGAUACAGACAUCAUGUCAUUACCCAGUUCCAACAGUAAUAUAGCAGGUAAAGUCUAGAUUUAUUAUAAAUAACAUAUCAUGUUACAAAUCUAUAAUGAUUGGUCUCCCCUCUAACCCUGUUUUUCAAUGCUGUUCAUCCUCACUAGUCAAUCAGGGAUCGUGUCCAAUCGGGAGAAAUAAGGAAGUGUGUAAGGAGUCUCAUCCAAUGGCAACCCAGGAGUCGGAACCUAUGACAGCUCAAAGGAGGAGAGAGAUGGAGCAUUACCUCAAAUUGAAAAGGUACUUAUCUAGAAAGUCUUGACUCUCAUUCAACGUCACUGCUAAUCGGCAUUUGUCAGUCGAUUCCAAUUUCCCACUGGCUUUAUGCAUAUUUUAAUUGUUGUUUUGAAUAGUUUAUUAAACUUGCCUUUCCCCAUGUGAACAUUAGCAGGAUAGUGUGACAUUGUCAUUCACUUGAGUCGUUUUUCAAAUGUGAAGGCUGCAGUUCUGUAUGUUCACCACCAGAGGUCAGUAUGCCAUCUUAACUUUUCUACCACCUCACUCUUUCACUUUCUGCCUCAGUGCGGGAUGGCUGCAGGACAGGAGUGGCCAGUGGGUAAAGGAUGAGAAUGUGGAGUUUGAUUCAGAUUAAGAGGAACCCUCAUCACUCCCAUCCUCUCCCCACAGUGACUCAACACCACCACCUUAACACAAUCCCUAGCCCUUUCCUAA